AUGCUUGACAUAUCCACAGGCCAAUUUUCAACAAUACUACAUGAUAAUAAAGUUCAACACCCCCUUGGUGGUGGUUCUUAUGUAUUCAAAACAGGUUAUAUUGAUUACAUUACAAGUCAGGUAACUAAACCAGACAUAAAGAUAAGUAUAGGAGCCCAGCCCAAUGGUUCGCCACACUUUGGUACCUUGAUGACCUUUUCUUUAGCUUUCUCGCUAGCUCACGAACUGCAACAAAGAAAAAAAAAUGUGUCUGUUGUUUUAGAGUUAGUGGAUACCGCUAAGGAUCAUAAACAGGAUUGUUCUUAUGAUGGCGUGGGUUACCAAAAAAGUAUUUCUUAUACUGGUAAAAUUAAACAACACCGGAAUGAUUACGAGGAAUUAUUGAAAAAAUUAAAGUCCUAUUCUGGUGUGAGCUAUGAAAUAAGAGGACAAACCGAUUUCAAUUCUCAUGAAAAAAUACCAGAAAUAAUUGGCAAGUUGAUUAAUAAAAGAGAGCAAAUUGGAGCUUUAUUAUCUCCUGAAUCGAAGUGCUUAGCUUUAAGAGCUGCCUGCCCGCACUGUGGCUUAGCCGACAAACAUGGACUAAACAAUUCCUAUGAUGAUAAAAUGAUUAAAUUUUUUUGUCACUUUCAUGGUCAAUACUCUAUCGAUUUUGAAAAAGAGCCUUCUAAAUUGGAGUAUAACACUCCUUUAAGAAAUUUGAUCAAAGGAAUAGUAUAUUCAGAAGACAAUAAGGAUAAAAAUAUUAAUCAUGCUUGGAUUAGAGUGACCGGAAGUGAUUAUGCUGGGACCUACCAAGAACAAGUUCUCUAUAGAGGAGCAUCUAUAUUAGGAACUAUCGCUAGUGAUUUGCCUUUUAUAGUUUAUUGUCCGUUGGUAACUGAUUGGUCAGGUUCUAAAUUGUCUAAAUCACUUUACGUUGCGGGAAAAGCUUACGAAUAUUUGUGUGAGCAAAAGCUCGAUUAUCUCAUUGACUAUAGUAAAUUUCAAGAAAGAUUUGACAAUGAUGGGUUAAAAAAACUGUAUCAAGAGGUCAGUUUAUGGUUGAAUAGACCAUAUAUGCUAUUUAAAAGUUAUAGUAUUUAUUAUUUCGAUAGGUUAUUCAGUAAGCCAGAAACUUUAAUUCAUCAAGAGCCAGUAAUUGCAGGAAAGAAGCUUUUUAAUUUAAAUUAG
This is a messenger RNA of Cetraspora pellucida, 1173 nucleotides long. Lineage: Eukaryota; Fungi; Glomeromycota; Glomeromycetes; Diversisporales; Gigasporaceae. The record is from the annotation of a GenBank genome assembly.